AGGUGUGUAUAAAUUGAUCUUUCCUUGGAAAAUCAGCGUUGAAGAAGAGAGAGAGAGAGAGAGAGAGAGUGGAGAAGAAGAAGAAGACAGCACAAGGAUUCUCUAACAUGUCCGGAGGCAUCGCUCGUGGUCGGCUUGCUGAGGAACGAAAAGCCUGGCGUAAGAAUCAUCCACAUGGUUUCGUCGCCAAGCCGGAGGCUGCUGCAGAUGGUUCGGUCAAUUUGAUGAUAUGGCAUUGCACCAUCCCUGGCAAGCCUGGGUGGAUCAGUUUCUCUGUCAUGCGGCAGAUUUCUUACCUUGGCUGUAUAAAGACUGACUGGGACGGUGGCUUCUAUCCGCUGACACUCCACUUUAGUGAGGACUACCCUAGCAAACCUCCAAAGUGCAAGUUCCCUCCAGGUUUCUUCCAUCCAAAUGUCUACCCUUCUGGAACUGUAUGUUUGUCCAUCCUCAAUGAGGACAGUGGAUGGAGACCAGCCAUUACUGUGAAACAAAUUUUAGUAGGCAUUCAGGAUUUGCUGGACCAGCCCAAUCCCGCUGAUCCAGCACAAACUGAUGGUUAUCAGCUCUACAUUCAGGAACCUGUUGAGUACAAGAGAAGGGUGAGGCAGCAGGCUAAGCAGUACCCGCCUCUUGUCUAAUGUAGUGUCUGCUUUUGUGUGGUAGUUUUUAUCGACUGAUAGUUAUCUUUUGUUAGAUUGUGGUUAAUUAUGAUUGAUGGUUCUAUUUGAUAUCCAAAUAGCUCAGGGCCGCUUAAAAACCUGGUUGUCUAUAUCAGUUAUGGAGAUGUAUGUUUUGUCAUAUGGUAUGCUUUGUAUUGCUAUAUGGUGAUGUGAUGACUGUUUCAGGAUUCAUUAAUAUCAUGGAAACUUCAAGCUUUAGCUGUUGUUUUCUAA
Molecule: messenger RNA, 896 nt
Organism: Camellia sinensis
Lineage: Eukaryota; Viridiplantae; Streptophyta; Magnoliopsida; Ericales; Theaceae
Product: SUMO-conjugating enzyme SCE1
Source: RefSeq, a predicted model, not a curated record